AUGCCUUACGUAUCUGCUGCUCGCUAUGGCAAGGACAAUGUCCGUGUCUGCAAGGUUGAUCGCGAUGCCUCUACUGGCAUCCAGACCGUCACUGAGAUGACCGUCUGCUGUCUUCUUGAGGGAGAGAUUGAGACCUCCUAUACCAAGGCCGAUAACAGUGUUGUCGUUGCCACCGACUCUAUCAAGAACACUAUCUACAUCACUGCCAAGCAGAAUCCUGUCAACCCUCCUGAGUUGUACGCCUCUAUCCUCGGCAGCCACUUCAUCGAGAAGUACAGCCACAUUCAUGUUGCCAACAUCAACGUCAAGACUGUUCGCUGGCAGCGUCUGGAGGUUGACGGCAAGCCUCACCCUCACAGCUUUUUCAAGGAUGGUGAGGAGACCCGAAAUGUGGAGGUUCGCGUGAGCCGACAGGAGGGCAUUCAGAUCAAGAGCUCUCUUGUUGGCUUGACUGUGCUCAAGAGCACCGGUUCUGCUUUCCACGGCUUUGUUCGCGAUGAGUACACAACUCUUCCUGAGACUUGGGACCGCAUCUUCUCAACCGAUGUUGAUGCUACAUGGAAGUGGAAGAAGUUCGACUCACUGAAAGCUGUCAAGGCCUUUGCUCCCAAAUUCGACAGUGCUCGAGAGGCAGCACGCAACGUCACCCUCAAGGUCUUCGCUGAGGACGACAGUGCUAGCGUGCAAGCCACCAUGUACAAGAUGUCCACCCAGAUCCUUGGGCUUGUGCCCGAGAUUGCGACAGUCACUUACGCACUGCCCAACAAGCAUUACUUCGAGAUUGACCUGAGCUGGCACAAGGGACUCAAGAACACAGGCAAGGAUGCUGAGGUUUACGCGCCCCAGUCUGGCCCCAAUGGUCUUAUCAAGUGCGAGGUGUCUCGCGACAACUUGCAAUCCAAGCUAUAA
Molecule: messenger RNA, 909 nt
Organism: Fusarium musae
Lineage: Eukaryota; Fungi; Ascomycota; Sordariomycetes; Hypocreales; Nectriaceae
Exons: 2
Coding region: 1-909 (302 amino acids)
Biological process (GO): purine nucleobase catabolic process; urate catabolic process
Cellular component (GO): peroxisome
Molecular function (GO): urate oxidase activity
Source: RefSeq, a predicted model, not a curated record